AUGGUCGACGAGUCCUUUUCCACUAAAAGCAAAAGAUGGUCCGAUAUUGGAUUCCAGGGUGAUUGCCCAGCGACAGAUUUCCGCGGGAUGGGCAUGCUCGGUGCGGAAAAUCUACGAUACUUUGUUACUUCUUAUCAAAAGUUGGCUGUCAGCAUCCUCUCAUCUUCCUUGCAUCCCGGACACUGGUACCCGUUUGGUGUAGUUGGUAUUAACAUCACGGGUAGUCUCUGGCGCCUUCUCCUUGAUGGAAGCCUUAAGACUCAUUUCUAUAACUCAAUUCCAGGAGCUCCUGUUUUGGCCGACCUGCAUGAGGUUUACGUCUGCCUGUUUGUCAAAUUCAAUGAAUUUUGGAUGAUGGAGUCCCGCGACAUCAUGCAAUUUAACAACUAUUUGUCUUCAUUUGAAAAAUCUAUCAAGAAAAAGUUGCAAGCCGAGGAUUUCACAUUUGAGUCUCCACCAAAAGAAACUCACUGA
Mesocestoides corti is the source of this 474-nucleotide messenger RNA. Lineage: Eukaryota; Metazoa; Platyhelminthes; Cestoda; Cyclophyllidea; Mesocestoididae. The record is from the annotation of a GenBank genome assembly.